UGAUUGGCAGCGUCCAGCAGUGGGAGGGCAGUCGGCGCGUUUGGGGUGGUGCUGUUGUGUUUCGGUGUUGUUGUCCUCCUCAUUGCUGCUGUUCAGCGCGGGAUGAUGGCGGAGGCAAUCGCGGCACAGCUAGACUCAUUCGGCCGCAAUUUCCAGAUAACCAGCAGUGCUCUGGGAUCUGGUCAGGUGGAGAGCCGUGGUCUGAUCUCUCACGCCUCCAGCAGCCCCGCAGGAAUGGAGAGCAGUCAACCGAUCGCCAUCACAGACCUGGUUACGCGGCGGAAGAAGAAACGCAGAACUCGUGCCACGGACAGUUUCACCGGCAAAUUUAGUGAUCUGUACAAGCUGACGGACGAGCUGCUGGGUCAGGGAGCUUAUGCUAAAGUCCAGGGCUGUGUGAGUUUACAGAACGGCAAUGAGUAUGCUGUGAAGAUAAUCGAGAAGAAAGCUGGUCACAGUCGCAGUAGAGUUUUCAGAGAGGUGGAGACGCUUUACCAGUGUCAAGGAAAUAAGAACAUUCUGGAGCUCAUUCAGUUUUUUGAAGAGGACUGCUGUUUUUAUCUGGUGUUCGAGAAGUUGCGUGGAGGUUCCAUUUUAACACACAUACAGAGUCGAAAAUACUUUGAUGAGAGAGAGGCUAGUCAUGUGGUCAGGGAUAUAGCACAUGCACUGGACUUUCUGCACAAUAAAGGAAUCGCUCACCGGGACCUUAAGCCUGAAAAUAUCCUGUGUGAAUAUACUGAUAAGGUUUCUCCUGUGAAGAUCUGUGAUUUUGAUCUUGGGAGCGGAGUGAAGCUGAACAGUGCCUGUACCCCAAUAACUACCCCUGAGCUCACCACACCGUGUGGCUCAGCUGAGUACAUGGCACCCGAGGUGGUGGAGGUCUUUACGGAUGAGGCUUCGUUCUAUGAUAAGCGCUGUGACCUCUGGAGCCUUGGAGUGAUUCUCUACAUCCUGCUCAGCGGGAGUCCUCCCUUCACCGGCCACUGCGGCACCAACUGUGGCUGGGAAAGAGGAGAGACAUGUCGUGCCUGCCAGAACAACCUGUUUGAGAGGAUUCAGGAGGGGAAAUAUGAAUUUGGCGAUGGAGUGUGGGCUCAGAUCUCAUCCGAUGCCAAAGAUCUGAUCUCGCGGCUGCUGGUGCGAGAUGCCACUCUACGGCUGAGUGCUGCCCAGGUCCUGAAGCAUCCCUGGGUGCAAGGGAACGCACCUGAAAGAGUUCUUUCAACUCCUCGUGUUCUACAAAGAAACUGCAGCACUAAAGACCUGACGCAGUUCGCAGCUGAUGCCAUCGCGUUCAAUCGGCAGCUGUCUCAGAAGGAGGAAGAGCAGGAGGACUUUGGUGCCGUGGUCUGCUCUAUGAGGCUCUCCCCUCCAUCUAACUCUAGAUUAGCCCGUCGCCGAGCACAAUCUCAAGCACUACGCGCCAAUAACUGAUGCCUACCCACGGCACAGGUGCUCCAGUUAUACUCGUGCACACCAUAGUGCAUUAUAACCUUUCAUACACAUAACUUCUCUGGCGAACAGAUGGGUUCUUGAGCAAACACACAUGUAUAUGCACCACAGGCUCAGUGAUACCAACUUUGUAGCACAGGCACAGACUAACCUUAUAUAUACAAACCAAAAACAUCCAAACAUUUCUAAUUUAUUUACAGGUCUUUCACUCUGUGUAAUGUGAGUUUUUUGUGUUUUAAGCAUCGGAAAUUGUGCUUGUUUUUAUAUUUAUUACCAAAUAUUUAUGGCUGGUGGUGUUUGUCAGUCAGAUAUAAAAAGGAUGCUCAGCUCUGAGGGAAUCUACAGAUGGUUUGAUUUUAAUAUCGCCACAUCACUGUGGCUUUUAAUCAACAUUAGCAUUUCUAUUCUUAACAAAACAUCGAUUCUUUUAACGUUUUUAAAACCACUCGAGUUACUGUAAAGCACAGGACCUCUAGCUUUGUUAUUUUUCUAUUGUUUAUUUAUAUAACGUCUAGCUGUAGUUUAGUUAUUGUUUUGGUUUAUUUGAGCAAUGUAAAGCCAUGCUGCCUGAGAGUGACAUACACAUGAGGUGUAUCAUGAUGUAUGUCUUAAGUGGAAAUGCAAUCCAGAGGUAUUGCUGCUUUACUGAGGGUGCUCAUUAGGUGUUACAGAUAUUUGACCAGAUAUUUUCAGCUCAAAUAAUUAGUAAAUAUUGCACAGUACAUAUUUUUGUCUUUUCAGAUUUCAGAUGAUUAUAUUUUUUCAUUUUAUGUAUAUUUUUUUCAUGGUUCCGCUUUAUAUCUGUUAAGAGUGUUGAACAUUAUUUUGUUGCAAAAGUGAACUAUUUUUAUAAACUAUUUUAUCUGCAGCCGAUUCAGUUACGAGAUGGAGUUUGUUUUAAUUUUUUGGUUUGUAUUUCGUGCAAAAUGUGCCAUUUCGGGAGGGGGCAGAGCUCCUAAUGUGCAAAAUAACCAAUUUACUCUCAAUUGCCUUUUGUAUUAUCAAAUUCAAAAUCAUGCACGGUUAUUUUUUUCCUGUUAUUUGUUGCUCAGAAUGUUGUUUGAGGUAAGAUGAAAUGGUAAGAAUUUAGUGGCUGUCCAUGUAUUAUGUAUGUACCUUUAUGAGUAUGUACUGGGAAACAUUUCAUGUACCAGGGAUGACACUAGAGGGCGCUACCUCAUAUUAAUGAUAUGUUCUCAGUAUUCAGUGCUUCUGUGAUGCUCUAAAGGAGUAACAAAGGCUGAUUUCAGGAGUGGUGUCAAUGGAAUGGUCAUUUUACUCCUAAAAACUGUGGGACAGGUCAGAGGAGUUCAUUUGGUUUUCCAAUUUUGAGAAAUAAAGUCGUUUGCACUGAUA
This is a messenger RNA of Cyprinus carpio (common carp), 2811 nucleotides long. It is a transcript of the gene mknk1, whose product is annotated as MAPK interacting serine/threonine kinase 1. Gene Ontology annotation, molecular function: calcium/calmodulin-dependent protein kinase activity; calcium-dependent protein serine/threonine kinase activity; calmodulin binding. The record is from RefSeq and is a predicted model, not a curated record. NCBI's taxonomy places the organism in Eukaryota, Metazoa, Chordata, Actinopteri, Cypriniformes, Cyprinidae. Gene Ontology annotation, cellular component: nucleus; cytoplasm. Gene Ontology annotation, biological process: intracellular signal transduction; peptidyl-serine phosphorylation; protein autophosphorylation.